CUGUAAUUCCCUACGUAGUGAUUAUAUUGAUAUUGACUAUUUGACUCUUUGAACGUCACCGUUCACCGUUAUUGUGCUGUGCUUUACUUUUUACUUUGUAGAAUUUAGUACCAAUUUAAACCAAAAUUGAGUUAUUUCAUGGGUUUUCUUAGUGCUACACAUUUCUCAAGACUGCACAGGCUUUAAAUAAUAGACACUUCACGACUGGUUAUUUUUGUGGUAUCUUUACAACAUAAAUAAAAUUAGGAAUUUAAAAAACUGAACUCUAUUAAAACCGCACAAAAUGACUGAAGAGUGUAUGCAAUUGGUUACCACUGAACUUCGAGGUACUUCAUCUCUGAUGCUCUCAUUUUCAAUUAACAGAUUCAAGUUAAAAUUUAAUGAAUCUAUUAGGAGUCGGAAUUUUAACAUUCAUAGCAUUGGAGAAAUAUGUUUUUUUUUGAAACUAAGUACACACAACAUCCAUUAUGAAAUACUGACGAGAAAACACCCUUUAGCUAAGAACCUAAUUGUACAAUUGCAUGUGGUUUGCGAGAAUCCCAAAUUUGACAGUAAAUUAUCGUGCACAGAAGAAUGGUGUGAAAAGACAUAUAUGGGUUGGGUAGGUACAGAAAUUAAGCAUCUCCACAUACUUAUUUAUAUCUCUGUGUUGAGUAGUGCACUUAUAAAUAUGCAGCUUUAUGAAGACGAAGAAUUUACCGACUUCAAACUGAGUACUGAUGUAGGCAGUUUGCCGGUGCACAAAGCUCAUUUAGUUGCUAACAGUGAUGUGUUCAAGAUGAUGCUAAGCCGGGAGUGGAAGGAGACAUCUGAGGGCCGAGUACAGAUAGAAGGAGUGUCUCUACAAACACUGAAGCAUCUAAAGCAGUACAUGUAUUUGCGGACUCUACCUGAUGAAGGGCUGCUUCCACUGUUGUUGAUUGCUAGAUACUACCUAAUAGAUAACCUUAAAGCAGAAUGUCUUAUGAAAAUAUCUCAAACUGUCACAUCGGAAAAUUUGUAUGAGAUCUUGGAAUAUUCAUUUGUUCAUAAAAUACCGGAGUUAAUGUUUAAUGUACUUGAGACAAUGCCAAAAUAUAUUGUCAAAGAUGCUCAUGAAAUAAUGAUGAAAAAUCAAAAAAAUAGUGGGCUUGAUGCGAAAACGAAGACGGACAAAAAUAAUUGUAACAAUGAAUAAUAGUUUUGGAAAAUUUUAUUGAAUUGAUUGUUCAUAUCACCUUUAAAUUAUACUUGGGUACUU
Molecule: messenger RNA, 1240 nt
Organism: Cydia strobilella
Lineage: Eukaryota; Metazoa; Arthropoda; Insecta; Lepidoptera; Tortricidae
Product: BTB and MATH domain-containing protein 42-like
Exons: 2
Coding region: 284-1177 (297 amino acids)
Biological process (GO): proteasome-mediated ubiquitin-dependent protein catabolic process; regulation of proteolysis
Cellular component (GO): cytoplasm
Molecular function (GO): ubiquitin protein ligase binding
Source: RefSeq, a predicted model, not a curated record